Molecule: messenger RNA, 1809 nt
Organism: Pipistrellus nathusii (Nathusius's pipistrelle)
Lineage: Eukaryota; Metazoa; Chordata; Mammalia; Chiroptera; Vespertilionidae
Source: the annotation of a GenBank genome assembly
AUGCCCUAUAAACUGAAGAAGGAGAAGGAGCCCCCCAAGAUUGCCAAAGGCACGGCCAAGUCCAGCAGCUCGGGCAAGGAUGGCGGAGGCGAGAGUGCUGAGGAGGCCCAGCCGCAGCCGCAACCCCAGCCGCAGCCGCAGCCGCAGUCUCAGCCACCGGCAUCCAACAAGCGCCCCAGCAACAGCACGCCGCCCCCCACGCAGCUCAGCAAAAUCAAGUACUCAGGGGGCCCGCAGAUCGUCAAGAAGGAGCGACGGCAGAGCUCCUCCCGCUUCAAUCUCAGCAAGAACCGGGAGCUGCAGAAGCUUCCUGCCCUGAAAGAUUCGCCAACCCAGGAGCGGGAGGAGCUGUUCAUCCAGAAGCUACGCCAGUGCUGCGUCCUCUUUGACUUUGUGUCAGACCCACUCAGCGACCUCAAGUUCAAGGAGGUGAAGCGGGCAGGACUCAACGAAAUGGUGGAGUACAUCACCCACAGCCGCGAUGUCGUCACCGAGGCCAUCUACCCGGAGGCUGUCACCAUGUUUUCAGUGAACCUCUUCCGGACACUGCCACCCUCGUCAAAUCCCACCGGGGCCGAGUUUGACCCAGAGGAGGACGAGCCCACCCUGGAAGCCGCCUGGCCGCACCUCCAGCUGGUGUACGAGUUCUUCUUACGUUUCCUGGAGUCUCCUGAUUUCCAGCCAAACAUAGCCAAGAAGUACAUUGACCAGAAGUUUGUCCUUGCUCUCCUGGACCUGUUUGACAGUGAGGACCCUCGAGAGCGGGACUUCCUCAAGACCAUCUUGCAUCGAAUCUAUGGCAAGUUUUUGGGGCUCCGGGCUUAUAUCCGUAGGCAGAUCAACCACAUCUUCUACAGGUUCAUCUAUGAGACGGAGCAUCACAACGGGAUUGCCGAGCUCCUGGAGAUCCUGGGCAGCAUCAUCAACGGCUUCGCCCUGCCCCUCAAGGAAGAGCACAAGAUGUUCCUUAUCCGUGUCCUGCUGCCCCUUCACAAGGUCAAGUCCCUGAGUGUCUACCAUCCUCAGCUGGCAUACUGUGUGGUACAGUUUCUGGAGAAGGAGAGCAGUCUCACUGAGCCGGUCAUUGUGGGGCUUCUCAAGUUCUGGCCGAAGACCCACAGCCCCAAGGAGGUGAUGUUCCUGAAUGAGCUGGAGGAGAUUCUGGAUGUCAUUGAGCCUUCAGAGUUCAGCAAAGUGAUGGAUCCACUCUUCCGCCAGCUUGCCAAGUGUGUCUCCAGCCCCCAUUUCCAGGUGGCGGAGCGAGCUCUCUAUUACUGGAACAACGAGUACAUCAUGAGCCUGAUCAGUGACAAUGCUGCCCGGGUCCUCCCCAUCAUGUUCCCUGCACUCUACAGGAACUCCAAGAGCCACUGGAACAAGACAAUCCACGGGCUGAUCUACAAUGCCCUGAAGCUGUUUAUGGAGAUGAAUCAGAAGCUGUUUGAUGACUGCACACAACAAUACAAGGCCGAGAAGCAGAAGGGCCGGUUCCGGAUGAAGGAAAGAGAAGAGAUGUGGCAGAAGAUCGAGGAGCUGGCCCGACUCAAUCCCCAGUACCCCAUGUUCCGAGCUCCGCCCCCGCUGCCCCCUGUGUACUCGAUGGAGACAGAGACCCCCACAGCAGAGGACAUCCAGCUGCUGAAGAGGACCAUGGAGACAGAGGCCGUGCAGAUGCUGAAGGACAUCAAGAAAGAAAAAGUGCUGCUUCGGAGGAAGUCGGAGCUGCCCCAGGACGUGUACACCAUGAAGGCGCUCGAGGCUCACAAGCGGGCGGAGGAGUUCUUAACUGCCAGCCAGGAGGCUCUCUGA